This is a messenger RNA of Malus domestica (apple), 3741 nucleotides long. Lineage: Eukaryota; Viridiplantae; Streptophyta; Magnoliopsida; Rosales; Rosaceae. The record is from RefSeq and is a predicted model, not a curated record.
GUGACUAUAAUUUAUUUAUUUACUUAUUUAUUCUCCUUCCCUUCUCAAUACAUUUCCUCCUCCGGUGGUGAGCUUCGGUGAUCCGUUCUUCUCCCUCGAUCCAUCUCCACCGUCUGAUCCCCGGAGGCAUACCCUACAACCGCCACCACCGUCACCUUCUUACAAUUCCACAAUCCGAUUCCCACUCCCUCUCAUACGUAUAUGUUGUUGUAGAUGGUUUGAGAAAAUUGAGGAGUUUGGCUGAAGAAAAAAAAAAGAUGGGUGUGAUUUCAAGGCAAGUGUUCCCUGUUUGUGAAAGCCUGUGUUUCUUCUGUCCAGCAUUGCGUGCGAGAUCACGGCAUCCCGUCAAACGAUACAAGCAGAUGCUCGCCGAGAUAUUUCCUCGCUCUCCGGACGAAGAACCAAACGAUCGCAAGAUUAGUAAACUAUGUGAAUAUGCUUCAAAAACUCCUCUCCGUAUUCCAAAGAUCACAACUACUCUGGAGCAACGGUGUUACAAGGAUUUGAGGACUGAAAACUUUCACUCAGUGAAAGUUGUCAUGUGCAUCUACCGGAAGUUGUUGGUCUCUUGUAAGGAGCAAAUGCCAUUAUUUGCAAGUAGCGUGCUUAGCAUUGUACAGAUUCUACUUGAUCAAACACGACAUGAUGAAAUACGUCUUUUAGGAUGCGAAACUCUUUUUGAGUUUGUAAAUAAUCAGAAGGAUGGUACGUAUAUGUUUAACUUAGAUGGCAUGAUUCCAAAACUUUGUCUCUUAGCUCAAGAAACGAGGGAGGAUGGGAUGGAUAAGCGUUUGCGUUCUGCUGGGCUUCAAGUUCUUUCAUCAAUGGUUUGGUUCAUGGGUGAAUUCUCUCAUAUUUCAUCAGAAUUCGAUAGUGUUGUUUCAGUAGUCUUGGAAAAUCAUGGAGGUCCAAAGAAAAAGUCAGACAAACAAGACACCCAGACUGGGAGUUCCGAAGAAGUUUCAGCUUCACUAGAACCCGUGACAAGGAUUUCGUCCUGGAGGCUGUUAGUGAGUGACAGAGGCGAAGUCCUUGUGGCAGGGGACGACAUGAAUAACCCCAUAUUUUGGUCAAGGGUUUGCCUGCACAACAUUGCCAAGUUAGCCAAGGAAGCUACAACCGUGCGGCGUGUAUUAGAAUCUUUGUUCCGCUAUUUUGAUAAUGGAGAUCUCUGGUCUCCUAAACACGGGCUCGCACUGUCUGUCUUGAUGGAUAUGCAGAUAAUAAUUGAAAAUUAUGGGCAGAACAGGCACUUCAUAUUGUCCAUCUUAAUUAAGCAUCUUGAUCACAAGAAUGUUCUUAAAAACCCAAAUAUGCAGCUGGACAUUGUAGAUGUUGCCACCUCUCUUGCUCGAGAAGCAAAGGUUCAAUCAUCAGUUGCUAUAAUUGGUGCUCUGAGUGAUAUGAUGAGACACCUGCGGAAAAGUAUACAUUGCUCACUUGAUGAUUCAAAUUUGGGGGCCGAAGUAAUUGAAUGGAACCGAAAAUUUCAAGCAGCAGUGGAUGAGUGCCUUGUGCAGUUGAUACAUAAGGUAGGAGAUGCAGGUCCUGUUCUUGAUAUGAUGGCCGUGAUGUUAGAAAACAUGACUAACAUUACCGUUAUGGCUAGAACCUUGAUUUCUACUGUUUACCGUACUGGUCAAAUUGUGGCAACAAUACCUAAUUUGACAUAUCAAAACAAGACAUUUCCUGAGGCAUUAUUUCAUCAGUUACUCGUAGCUAUGGUCUGUGUAGACCAUGAAACCAGGGUGGGCGCACACCGUAUAUUUUCUGUCGUGCUUGUUCCCUCAUCUGUUUGCCCUCGUCCAUGUGCUGCUACUCCCAUUACUACAGAGAAAAAUAAUAUUGGAAGGACUCUCUCAAGAACUGUAUCAGUAUUUUCUUCAUCAGCUGCCCUCUUUGAAAAACUAAACAAGGGAUCACACUCACAACAAAACAUUGGUCAGGAGCUGAAGGACAAAGUUGUAAUUCAGGAAGAAGCAAAAGUUCCUAAUGAGUCCAUGCUGAACAGAUUGAAGUCCAAAUUCAGUUCAAGAAGGCAUCCAUCAGCUACAAGUGACCCUGUAGGUAAUGAGGAUGCUUCAGUCAGUAAUCAUUCUGUGAUGAACCGGUUGAAGUCAACUUAUAGCCGAGCCUACAGUAUUAGAAGGAAUCCAUCAAAUACACCUUCUGCUGAUGAAAAAACUACUAGUAUUUCAGAUAAAGAAUCGGUAUAUGUCCUUAGGUUAAGCACUCGCCAGAUUACCCUUCUGCUUUCAUCAAUCUGGGCACAAUCCAUCUCUCCUUUAAAUACACCUGAGAACUAUGAAGCAAUUGCUAAUACCUACAGCCUUGUGCUGCUUUAUGCUCGGACCAAGAACACAUCCGACGAGACCCUAAUCCGAAGUUUUCAGCUAGCCUUUUCCUUAAGGAGCAUUUCUCUUGGAGGAGGAUUACAGCCAUCAAGACGCAGAUCCCUCUUUACCUUGGCAACAUCGAUGAUCAUCUUCUCAGCUAAAGCCUACAAUGUGGUUGCUCUUGCCCCUUGUGCUAAAGCAGCACUUACAAAUGAAACAGUUGAUCCAUUUCUACGACUGGUUGACGAUCACAAGUUGCAAGCUGUCAUUUCUGGACCUGACCAAGUAAGGAAAGUUUAUGGAUCAAAAGAAGAUGAUGAGAAUGCUUUAAGGUCACUUUCCGCCAUAGAAAAAUCUGAGAACCAAUCGAAGGAAUCAUUUGCUACCAUGAUAGUGCAGACGCUUAGAAAUUCACCAGAGGAUUCAUCAAUUAUAAAACAGCAGUUGCUUAAUGAUUUUAUGCCUGAUGAUGCAUGUCCUUUGGGAGCUCCGUUGAGCAUGGAAACACCAAUAGAGAUCGACCAAGUUGGCGUACAAGAUGACGGAGAACCUGAUAAGGCUGAGCCCCCAUUAUUCACAAUUGAAGAUGAUGUGUUAGCCAAUGCAUCUGAAAAUCAAACCGACCCAGACACAAAAGUUGCCGUGGAAAGUCUAAGCUUAAUAAGCAUUGACGAGCUUUUAAAUUCGGUUUCGGAGACAACUCAUCAAGUUGGACGAUUAUCAGUGUCAGUUGCGACAAACAUGCCUUACAUGGAAAUGGCUGGCCAGUGUGAGGCCCUUCAAAUGGGGAAGCAGCAGAAGUUGUCGACGUUUAUAGUUGCUCAACAGAGACAAGAAAGUUUGAUUAGAUUUUCUAAUGAUUGCAACCAGCAGGAAAAGGAAACCCCCUCUCUUCUUCCGUUGGGCGCUCCUACGAGUGGAAAUCCAUUCCUUGAAUCAAAUGCCGUUUCACUCAACCAAUCUGUUGGCAACGGCUCUUCGAUGCUUUGCGCAACUGAGUAUCAGUACUAUCCACACUUUCAGCUACCGGCAUCAAGCCCCUACGAUAACUUUUUAAAGGCUGCUGGCUGUUGAUCUGUGUGGAGGAAGUUUGGUAGCCCUUGUAGCACGUAAGAAAUCAAGUGUCAGCAGCUUUGGAGCGAGCGGCAGUUGUGUCUGCAACAACUUUGUGUUGUCCCAGAUUCAACCUUGUUUUCUGUUCAUGUCUCUACUGACUGCCUCCAUUCAUUUAUUCAUCAAUUGUUGAUUUGGGAGGUUGAUGUUAUGUAUCUUUUGGGCACUCCCUCCCUUUACAUGUUUUGAUAUUGUAAAGUAAGAGUUUGCUCACCCGCACAUUUUUUGUCUCAACCGUUUACUCGUGAAAAAAAAUGUGCAGAGAUAAUUUAAUGUAAAUUAAAAAUGUGAA